AACAGGAUGCAUAAGAUGACCUCCAUGACGGACCAGUGUGUGUGUGUGGUGUGUGUGUGUGUCUUUCCAUCGUGACUUUUUGUUUUGAGGAAGCUUGUCUGCAUGAAACAUCACCACAAGACAAACAAAGGUCAAAGGUAAGAGGAAGUUGUGUUGACUAACUGCUGGGUUCUUGAGGUCUGUUUAACAGCUAGCGUGGCUGACGUACACGUGGACACUUUGUAGAACAUUUGCAUAGGAACCAGUGUGUGUGUCUGUGUGUACUCUUGCACAAAACAUUCUCUGUCAUGUGACCAGUUUCCUUCCUUAUUAGCUUUUAGCACUGGGCUUGGCUCAACAUGACAGUUUGUGUCCUUGUGGUUGUGAGCGCUGUAAUCACAGGAGUUCUCUCAGCCAACAGGUUGAGCAUGAACGUCUCCAGGGAGGUGGUGGCGUGGCGAGGACAAGACGCAGUCCUUGGAUGCUCCUUCACUCAUCGUGAGCAGGAGCGAUAUGCCGGCAACAUCAAGGUUCAGUGGCGGGCCAGGCAAUCCACAAUGAAGCCGUUCUUCGAGUGUUCCUUCAAAAACAUCUCCUCAGAGGGGCCCGGAGAUUGCUCGUCAGCUUGGUUCUCACUGCGUGGCGACCCGCGGCAGGGGGUGCUGUCGCUUCUCAUCAGUGGAGUCAAGCUGACAGAUGAGGGCGUGUACUUCUGCUGCAUAGAGCUGGAUGGGAAGCUGAGCCAGAUCAAGGAGUUGAAGCUAAAGGUUUUAGGGAAGCCUGAAAUCCUGAGCUUGUCAUUGGUCAACGACAGCGCCCCUCAGAAGCUGCAGUGUGCCAUAGAGGGCAACCCCCUGCCCAACAUCACCUGGCUGUCUGCCUCCAGAGGUCCCUUAGCCCAGCAAGUGCACACCUCACAAAUAGGUCAGUACCAGCUGGCCAGCUGGGUUCCCUACGAUGGGGAGGACCGGGUCACGUGCAAGGCGGAGAGUCAAGUGGGUCGGGCCGAGCGGACCCACCCCCCAUCAAACUCUCUGACCAUUGCUGUAAUAGCGGGCAGCGUUGCUGUUCUUCUGCUGCUGGCCACAGGGGUCGUCGUCCUCCUGCUGAGGCUCAGAGCUCUAAAACAACAAUCUACGCUUCAUGAAAACGCUCCACCGGAAGAGGACCGUUCACUGCACUGCACACAAGGUCCAGCUGAGGACGCUGUUGAGCUUCAGCUAGUUUACGCCACUGUUGAACUUCCUGCGUCCUGUGAAGGGGCCACGUGCACACCAGACCUUUUGUACUCGACAGUGAGCAUGCAUUAGUCUUCAUCCUGCCAUGACAGCAAUGACAACACCACAAAGUGAGGUCCUUCUCGAAGCCAGUUUGUAAAAUAAAACUGUUAGUAAUGGAGUUGAGUUUCUAACAUGGCGACACAGCAUGUGCACACAUGCUUUCACUCUCAACUACUGGGGGUGUUUGGCACCUCUCCAUGGCGAAAAAGAAGCACAUUUUAUCUCUUCUUAAAAGUGUACAAAGUAAAAGGUGUCAUUUAAAGGUGCAAUAAGCGUCAAGUUCUUUUGGACUUAAGCCAGCCAGCACUUGAAAAGGGUAAGAUUGUUGGGAAUGCUUU
Messenger RNA from Dunckerocampus dactyliophorus (ringed pipefish), 1597 nucleotides. It is a transcript of the gene siglec15l, whose product is annotated as sialic acid binding Ig-like lectin 15, like. The record is from RefSeq and is a predicted model, not a curated record. Gene Ontology annotation, biological process: regulation of actin cytoskeleton organization; regulation of osteoclast development; regulation of bone resorption. NCBI's taxonomy places the organism in Eukaryota, Metazoa, Chordata, Actinopteri, Syngnathiformes, Syngnathidae. The coding region runs from base 339 to 1289 and encodes 316 amino acids. The transcript is spliced from 7 exons. Gene Ontology annotation, cellular component: plasma membrane.